Molecule: messenger RNA, 5622 nt
Organism: Prionailurus viverrinus (fishing cat)
Lineage: Eukaryota; Metazoa; Chordata; Mammalia; Carnivora; Felidae
Gene: CASZ1
Product: castor zinc finger 1
Exons: 21
Coding region: 332-5605 (1757 amino acids)
Biological process (GO): regulation of neuron differentiation; positive regulation of transcription by RNA polymerase II
Cellular component (GO): nucleus
Molecular function (GO): DNA-binding transcription factor activity, RNA polymerase II-specific; RNA polymerase II transcription regulatory region sequence-specific DNA binding
Source: RefSeq, a predicted model, not a curated record
GCAACUUUGGGCAGCGCAUGCGCGCCCGCGGCGCUCCAUCCCAAACACACACACAUUUUUCCCCCGGACUUGGAAAGUCACCCAAAGCCGCCCCAAGUGCAGCAAACAGACCUCGCUGACUGAAGGCCAAGACCCCUUCCAUCCCAUCUGCUCUUCUGGCCACCACGGUUGUCAGCCCUCCCGUAGAAGGGGACCCUGCAGCUCCAGUGGUGCACAGUGGAAUGGACUUUGGACCCUGGUCUCUUGGGACACAAAGGAUGAAGUGACGCCCCUACUUUGAGAGAGGAGCCUCUAGGACCCGCUGCAAGAGUUUGGGACCAAGGAGAGGAGAAUGGAUCUCGGUACAGCUGAAGGCACCCGGUGCACCGACCCGCCCGCAGGCAAGCCCGCGAUGGCGGCCAAGCGCAAAGGCGGCCUGAAGCUCAACGCCAUCUGCGCCAAGCUGAGCCGCCAGGUGGUGGUGGAGAAGGGGGCAGAGGCGGGCCCCCAGCCCGAGGGCAGCCCGCUGCGGCCGCCGUGCCGAGAGGCCGGCGUGGCCCGGGGCGUCCGCAGCGAGGAAGACAAGAGGCGGGCGGUGAUCGAGAAGUGGGUCAACGGCGAGUACAGCGAGGAGCCCGCGCCCGCGCCCAGCCUGGGGCGGAUCGGCCGCGAGGGCCUGGAACUGCCGCCCGAGGGCGUCUACAUGGUGCAGCCCCAGGGCUGCAGCGACGAGGAGGACCACGGCGAAGAGCCCCCCAGGGAUGGCGGCGGCGUCGCGGAGGAGAAGGAGUCUGACGGGGCGGCCUCCAAGGACGACAGCGGCCCCAGUACCAAGCAGGCUUCCGGAGAGGCCUCCUCACUCCGGGACUACGCGGCUUCCACUAUGACCGAGUUCCUCGGCAUGUUUGGCUACGAUGACCAGAACACGAGGGACGAGCUGGCCAGGAAGAUCAGCUUCGAGAAGCUGCACGCAGGCUCCACCCCCGAGGUGGCCACCUCCUCCAUGCUGCCCGCCUCCGAGGAUGCCCUCAGCAAGCGGGCGCGCUUCUCCAAAUACGAGGAGUACAUCCGCAAGCUCAAGGCCGGCGAGCAGCUCUCCUGGCCGGCCCACAGCACCAAAGCCGAGGAGCGGGCGGGCAAGGACGUGGUGGGGCCCCUGCCCGGCCUGCGGCUGCCCAGCAGCACGGCGCACCUGGAGACCAAGGCCACCAUCCUGCCCCUGCCUUCACACAGCAGCGUUCCCAUGCAGGGCCUGGUGGCCCGCACCUCCAAGUAUGACUUCUUCAUCCAGAAACUGAAGACGGGCGAGAACCUGCGGCCCCAGAACGGGAGCACCUACAAGAAGCCAUCCAAGUACGACCUGGAGAACGUCAAGUACCUGCACCUCUUCAAACCCGGGGAGGGCAGCCCCGACAUGGGCGGGGCCAUUGCCUUCAAGACGGGCAAGGUGGGGCGCCCCUCCAAGUACGACGUCCGGGCCAUCCAGAAGCCGGGCCCCGCCAAGGUUCCGCCCACCCCCAGCCUGGCUCCCGCACCCCUCCCCAGCGUGCCCAGUGCUCCCAGCGCCCCUGGGCCAGGGCCCGAGCCAUCUGCCUCCCUGCCCUUCCACACUCCCGAGUACCUGAAGUCGACCUUCUCCAAAACAGACUCCAUCACCACGGGGACCGUCUCCACUGUCAAGAACGGAUUGCCCACAGAUAAACCAGCUGUCACCGAAGAUGUAAACAUUUACCAGAAAUAUAUUGCCAGGUUCUCCGGCAGUCAGCACUGUGGCCAUAUCCACUGCGCCUACCAGUACCGUGAGCACUACCACUGCCUUGACCCGGAGUGCAACUACCAGAGGUUCACGAGCAAGCAGGAUGUGAUCCGGCACUACAACAUGCACAAGAAACGCGACAACUCCCUGCAGCAUGGCUUCAUGCGCUUCAGCCCGCUGGACGACUGCAGCGUCUAUUACCACGGCUGCCACCUCAACGGGAAGAGCACCCACUACCACUGCAUGCAGGUGGGCUGUAACAAGGUGUAUACGAGCACGUCAGAUGUGAUGACCCACGAGAACUUCCACAAGAAGAACACCCAGCUCAUCAACGAUGGCUUCCAGCGCUUCCGAGCCACCGAGGACUGCGGCACGGCCGACUGCCAGUUCUACGGGCAGAAGACCACGCAUUUCCACUGCAGGCGCCCCGGCUGCACGUUCACCUUCAAGAACAAGUGUGACAUCGAGAAGCACAAGAGCUACCACAUCAAGGACGACGCGUAUGCCAAGGACGGCUUCAAGAAGUUCUACAAGUACGAGGAGUGCAGGUACGAGGGCUGCGUGUACAGCAAGGCCACCAACCACUUCCACUGCAUCCGCGCCGGCUGCGGCUUCACCUUCACGUCCACCAGCCAGAUGACCUCGCACAAGCGCAAGCACGAGCGCAGGCACGUCCGCUCCUCGGGCGCGCUGGGGCUGCCGUCCUCGCUGCUGGGCGCCAAGGACACGGAGCACGAGGAGUCGAGCAACGACGACCUGGUCGACUUCUCGGCCUUGAGCAGCAAGAACUCCAGCCUGAGCGCCUCCCCGACCAGCCAGCAGUCCUCCGCCUCCCUGGCCGCCGCUGCCGCCGCCGCCGCCGCCGAGGCCACGCCCGGCGCCGCCAAGCCGCCCAACAGCAAGAUCUCCGGGCUGCUGUCCCAGGGCCUGCCCGCUUCCAUCCCGCUGGCGCUGGCCCUCUCCAACUCGGGCCUGCCCACCGCCGCCCCCUACUUCCCUAUCCUUCCGAGCCGGGGCAGCGCCUCCUUGCCCGCGGGUGCCCCCGGCCUCCUGGGUGCCAUGUCGUCCGGGGCAGUGGCCUCGGCGGCAGCCGACACACCCACCCUGGCCGCCUCGGGAGCCGGUGACCCUGCCCCGGCCGCCGCCACCUCUGUCCCGGUGCCCCCCGCCUCCAUCAUGGAGAGGAUCUCGGCGAGCAAGGGCCUCAUCUCACCCAUGAUGGCCAGGCUGGCCGCGGCUGCCCUCAAGCCGUCUGCCACCUUUGACCCAGGAAACGGGCAGCAGGCCACCCCUGCCAGGUUCCCCCCGGCCCCGGUGAAGCAGGAGCCCGGUGAGAGCGCUGGCGCCCCGGUUCCCCACGAGGUCUCCCAGGACCGCAGUUUAGACCUGACUGUGAAGGAGCCCAGUAAUGAAUCAAAUGGCCAUGCAGUCCCGGCAAACUCGUCUCUUUUAUCCUCGCUUAUGAAUAAGAUGUCUCAGGGCAACCCCAACCUUGGCAGCCUGUUGAACAUCAAGACAGAAGCGGAGGGCAGCCCCGCCGUGGAGUCCUCGCCCUUCCUGGGCAAGGCUGUGAAGGCGUUGGUUCAGGAGAAGCUGUCCGAGCCCUGGAAGGUGUACCUUCGAAGGUUUGGCACCAAGGACUUCUGUGACGCCCAGUGUGACUUCCUUCACAAGGCACACUUCCACUGCGUGGUGGAGGAGUGCGGCGCGCUUUUCAGCACCCUGGACGGGGCCAUCAAGCAUGCCAACUUCCACUUCCGGACGGAGGGAGGAGCAGUGAAGGGAAACGCGGAGGCUCCCUUCCCCACCUCGGCUGCGGAGACCAAACCUGCCUUGGCCCCCUCGUCCCCUCCAGCGCCUCCUGUCACCACAGCCUCUCUGGAGGGUCCCACUCCCAGCCCGGCUGCCGUGCCCUCCACCCCCACGCUGCUCGCCUGGAAGCAGCUGGCUUCCACCAUACCCCAGAUGCCUCAGAUUCCAGCGUCAGUGCCUCACCUGCCCACUUCGCCCUUGGCAACGACUUCUCUAGAAAACGCCAAGCCCCAGGUCAAACCCGGAUUCCUCCAGUUCCAGGAGAACGAUCCUUGCCUCGCCACGGACUGCAAGUACGCCAACAAGUUCCACUUCCACUGUCUCUUCGGGAACUGCAAGUACGUCUGCAAAACCUCCGGCAAGGCUGAGUCCCACUGCCUGGACCACAUCAACCCCAACAACAACCUGGUGAACGUGCGAGACCAGUUUGCGUACUACUCACUUCAGUGUCUCUGUCCCAACCAGCACUGCGAGUUCCGGAUGCGUGGACACUACCACUGCCUCCGGACCGGCUGCUACUUUGUGACCAACAUCACCACCAAGUUGCCGUGGCACAUAAAGAAGCACGAGAAAGCCGAGCGGCGGGCAGCCAACGGAUUCAAGUACUUUACCAAGCGCGAGGAGUGUGGCAGGCUAGGCUGCAAGUACAACCAGGUGAACAGCCACUUCCACUGCAUCCGGGAGGGCUGCCAGUUCUCCUUCCUCCUCAAGCACCAGAUGACCUCCCACGCCCGGAAGCACAUGCGGAGGAUGCUGGGCAAGAACUUCGAUCGCGUGCCCCCCUCCCAGGGCCCCCCGAGCCUGAUGGACACGGAGACAGAGGAGUACAUGGAUUACACGGGCUGCAGCCCGGGCGCCGUGUCCUCUGAGUCGCCCACCAUGGACCGGAGCUGCUCCAGCACCCCCGUGGGCAACGAGAGCACGGCGGCAGGGAACACCAUCUCCAUGCCCACAGCCUCCGGGGCCAAAAAGCGCUUCUGGAUCAUCGAGGACAUGUCGCCGUUCGGCAAGCGGCGCAAGACGGCCUCCUCGCGGAAAAUGCUGGACGAGGGCAUGAUGCUGGAGGGCUUCCGGCGCUUCGACCUCUACGAGGACUGCAGGGACCCGACCUGCCAGUUCUCGCUCAAGGUCACGCACUACCACUGCACGCGGGAGAACUGUGGCUACAAGUUCUGCGGACGCACGCACAUGUACAAGCACGCGCAGCACCAUGACCGCGUGGACAACCUCGUGCUGGACGACUUCAAGCGCUUCAAGGCCUCGCUCAGCUGCCACUUCGCCGACUGCCCCUUCUCGGGCUCCAGCACGCACUUCCACUGCCUGCGCUGCCGCUUCCGCUGCACCGACAGCACCAAGGUGACGGCGCACCGCAAGCACCACGGCAAGCAGGACGUGAUCAGCGCGGCGGGCUUCUGCCAGUUCAGCUCGAGCGCCGACUGCGCCGUGCCCGACUGCAAGUACAAGCUCAAGUGCUCGCACUUCCACUGCACCUACCCGGGCUGCCGCCACACGGUCGUGGGCAUGUCGCAGAUGGACUCGCACAAGCGCAAGCACGACAAGCAGGAGCGAGGCGAGCCACCCGCCGCGUCCCCGGGCCCCGCCGUCGGCCUGGACGGCGCGCUGUCGCUGGGCACCGAGCCCGGGGCCCCCCUGCUCUUCCUCCCGCCCGCCGCCGCCGCCGCCGCCGCCGCUUCCGCGGGCCUGGGGCUGGGGCCGGGCGAUGCGGGCGACCCCGGGGACCCCGGCCCGCCCGACGGCCCCGGGCCCCGCGACGGCCCUGCUGCACCCGCGCCCGGCCCGGUGGCGGCUGGGGAGUCGUCGCAGGAGGACGAGGAGGAGGAGCUGGAGCUGCCCGAGGAGGAGGCGGACGACGACGAGGACGACGACGAAGACGACGACGACGACGAGGAGGACGACGACGACGACGAGGACGACGACGAGGACCUGCGCACCGACUCGGAGGAGUCGCUGCCCGAGGCGGCGGCGGCGGCGGCGGCGGGGCCGGGGGCGCGGAGCCCAGAGCUGGCGGCCCCGGCGCCCGCCACAGCGUCGCCCUAGCCCGCCCGUCGGGGACG